Messenger RNA from Carlito syrichta (Philippine tarsier), 5024 nucleotides. It is a transcript of the gene ZKSCAN1, whose product is annotated as zinc finger with KRAB and SCAN domains 1. Gene Ontology annotation, biological process: regulation of transcription by RNA polymerase II. The coding region runs from base 244 to 1932 and encodes 562 amino acids. Lineage: Eukaryota; Metazoa; Chordata; Mammalia; Primates; Tarsiidae. Gene Ontology annotation, molecular function: RNA polymerase II cis-regulatory region sequence-specific DNA binding; DNA-binding transcription factor activity, RNA polymerase II-specific. The transcript is spliced from 6 exons. The record is from RefSeq and is a predicted model, not a curated record.
GGUGCUGACACACUUCCGGCCUUUGUGACUCAUUGUGUCUGUGUCGAGGCGUCGGGAGGGCCUAGGUCCGUGUGCGCUGCCCUUCGGCUGGCCUGAGCCCCAGAGUCAGCUCCCCUGUCUCGCCCAGCGCCCCCAGGCCGCUCCCGGGGCUCACGGAAUAGUACAGAAACAUUUUAAAACAUCCCCUGGGACAGAAAGGCAAGCACAGACCCUAUUUGGAUCAAGUUGGUUCCCUGAGCCUGAAUGAUGACUGCUGAAUCAAGGGAAGCCACAGAUCUGUCCCCGCAGGCUGCACAGGAGAAGGAUGGUAUCGUAAUCGUGAAGGUGGAAGAGGAAGAUGAGGAAGAGCACGUGUGGGGGCAGGAUUCCAGCCUGCAGGAGACGCCUCCUCCUGACCCAGAGAUAUUCCGCCAACGUUUUAGGCGCUUCUGUUACCAGAACACUUUUGGGCCUCGAGAGGCUCUGAGUCGGCUGAAGGAACUUUGUCAUCAAUGGCUGCGACCAGAAGUAAACACCAAGGAGCAGAUCCUGGAGCUGCUGGUGCUGGAGCAGUUCCUUUCCAUCCUGCCCAAGGAGCUGCAGGUCUGGCUUCAGGAAUAUCGCCCUGAUAGUGGAGAGGAGGCUGUGACUCUUCUAGAAGACUUGGAGCUUGACUUAUCAGGACAGCAGGUCCCUGGUCAAGUUCAUGGACCUGAGAUGCUCGCAAGGGGGAUGGUGCCUUUGGAUCCAGUUCAGGAGUCCUCGAGCUUUGAGCUUCAUCACGAGGCCACCCAGUCCCAUUUCAAACAUUCCUCUCGGAAACCCCGCCUCUUACAAUCACGAGCUCUCCCUGCCACCCACGUUCCUGCUCCUCUUCACGAGGGGAGUCCCAGAGACCAGGCGGUGGCAUCUGCGCUGUUCACAGCAGAUUCCCAGGCAAUGGUGAAGAUCGAGGACAUGGCCGUGUCCCUCAUCCUGGAGGAAUGGGGAUGUCAGAACCUGGCUCGGAGGAAUCUCAGUAGGGACAACAGGCAGGAGAACUAUGGGAACGUGUUUUCCCAGGGUGAAAACAAGAAUGAUAAUGAGGAGUCAACCUCAAAGGCUGAAAUUGUCGAAGACUCGGCAUCACAUGGGAAGACAGCAGGAAGAUUCCAGAAAGAGUUUGGAGAGAAACGUGAACAGCAGGGCAAAACAGUAGAAAGGCAGCAGAAAAACCCUGAGGAGAAAACUGGAAAAGAGAAGAAAGAUUCAGGGCCCGCUACAGUUAAGGACAAGAAAACCACCGCAGGAGAGAGAGGUCCAAGGGAGAAGGGUAAAGGAUUGGGAAGAAGCUUCAGUCUGAGUUCCAACUUUACUACCCCCGAAGAAGUUCCAACAGGAACAAAGUCUCACAGAUGUGAUGAAUGUGGUAAAUGCUUCACAAGAAGUUCAAGCCUUAUUCGCCAUAAAAUAAUCCACACUGGAGAAAAGCCCUAUGAAUGUAGUGAGUGUGGGAAAGCCUUCAGUCUUAACUCAAACCUCGUCCUGCAUCAGAGAAUCCACACAGGUGAGAAACCUCAUGAAUGUAAUGAGUGUGGCAAAGCCUUCAGUCAUAGUUCAAAUCUUAUCCUACAUCAGCGCAUCCAUUCUGGAGAGAAACCUUAUGAAUGUAAUGAGUGUGGGAAGGCUUUCAGCCAGAGCUCAGACCUCACUAAGCAUCAGAGAAUUCACACGGGGGAGAAACCCUAUGAAUGUAGCGAAUGUGGAAAAGCUUUCAACCGAAACUCAUACCUUAUUUUGCAUCGGAGAAUUCACACUCGAGAAAAGCCCUAUAAGUGCACUAAAUGUGGCAAGGCCUUCACUCGGAGCUCAACCCUCACUCUGCACCACAGAAUCCAUGCUAGAGAGAGAGCCUCUGAGUACAGUCCAGCCUCCUUGGAUGCAUUUGGUGCGUUCCUGAAAAGUUGUGUUUAAAGCAAGAAUUUGUCAUCAAGCCAUUUCCCCCUUUCUUUCUAAAAUUAUUUCAGAGAUGUGUGCUCAUGGAGGGAAAGAAAAAUAGCUUCAACAGUUUUUUUUUUUUUAAUCACACUUAAGGAUCCUUAUAGUUAUAUCAGCAGUGUUCUGCCUUUGUGUAAUCUGGGCAUGUAAUUCAUCUACACAGCCCCUACAGGGAAAAGCUAGUCAUGGAAAAUCCACAUGAUAUUUCCACACAAGAUAAAAGCACAUGUGUAGUAAAAUAUCAGGCUUUUCAGUAAUGAGGAUACCUUUAAGAUACUAUUGGAUUCUCAGCAAUCACAGCGUAUAAUUGAAAGACCAAGAUUAGCUCCAUGAACAUGAUGCCAAGGUUAAGAAACUACUUGCUGCAAACAAGCCCUACUUGGCCAACAUCUUACCUAUUUCUCAAAAAAAGAGGACUGUGAAAACAAAAACUGCAUUGGGACAUGCUGCUCUUGCUAGUUAUAUAUACAGUAAGUUAUAUAUAUGAUCACUGGUAGCCUACCAAAGCUAUAGAAAUCUAGGACUGUGCUAAUCAGUAUCAAACCAAAGAUUUCUAUCUCUUCCCGAAAGAGAGGGUAUGUGCACCAGUCUACAGUUCCAAAGGACUGCAACAAACGUAGAUGGUUCUAUCCUCAUCAGUGAGAUCAACUCUACUGAAAUGGCAACAACAAUUCAAUGACACUUCUCUCCCUUCUUGAAAUCCCUAAAGCACUAUAGCACUCCUGAAUGCAUUUCUCCACAAAUUAGCACUUGAUUGUAUACUGUUUUAAUCCUUCAUUGUUUCACGUAUGAAGUUUUAUUGCCCCCCAAAACGACAUGCUUCGAUUGUCAAGGGAUAUACUUCUAUUCCUGCCAACACAGCAUUGGACAUAGUGCUGAACACAUAAAAUGUACUCGUUGUGACUGGCUUCUAAUAGGACUUCUGCAUUCAUGAGGAAGGCCUGUGAAUCAUAAGUACCUGAAAUAUGGGAGCCUGGCCCACUUUUAAAGAGGACCUUCAGAGCCAAAAUGCAUGCUAAACCUCUAGGGUCUAAUGCUAUUUUUGUCCCAAACAUAAAUGAGAGGCACUGGUUAGCUGCCUGCAUAGACUUUCUAAAUACAGAUUGGUGAGGAAAUACCAUGGAAUGUCAGAAAUAACUCCGUUGUCAUGUUAAAGAAGAAAAAUAUGAACACCAACUAAGGUCAUUUUUUUGACAUUGUUCUGUGGCAAAGAUCUUAGCCAGAAUUUUCUUGUCAGCUGCUGAACAAUAUGAUUAUUUGGGCACUUUCUGAAUUGUUUGUAGCUUAGAUACUGGAGUUCAGAAGAUGUGAUUUUUGUUACUUUUCACAAAAAAGGAAAGUUGUAGGGAGCAUUUUUUCCACACUUUUCCAGAAACUUUACAGAAGCAUUAAUCAUCACUAGCUGGCAAUUAUUAAAUGUAUUUUGUUCUGAGAAGUUCACAGCUUACUUACUAAGAUGUGGUUGGCUGUAUCGUAGUCAUAGUGCCCGUGUCUUUUCUGUUUUUCAUCACUAAAAACUGAGAUGAAGUUAUGAAACUUCCGUCCUUCCCAUCAUCUGUGCAGGAGGAUGCCGUUGGCUAGUGACAUAAGCUAAUGACAGAGACUGUUUGACACAACCAAGAGACCUAAGUAUUGUGGGCUCUAUAUAGACAGUCGUCAGGAACUUGGGUAGAGAUGGCUUUGCUCAUGAGUGUUCAGGUGAUUGUGGACAGCCCUGCAGACACUAGAAACAAAGACUAAGGACAAAUCUGAAGAUUAUCAGUAUGACCACCCCAUAAUGGGAGAUUGAGAUUAAGUAGUUUGAGGUUUUCCCAUAAGAAACAGUACUAAAACUACGGCUCCUUGGUCAUUCAUUGACCAACAGCUAAAGUCCACGAGACAGUUUUAUGUGGAGCCGAUGAGGCGGGGGUAAAUGUGGCCUCAACUCCAGACCAAACUAAAGUUCUGCGCACCAGUCAUUCUUUGGCCCCUCCCUGGUUUUAUUACUUAGCCUGACCACAACUUCACUGUAGCUUCUAAACGGUUUCAUCAGUGUUGCCUGGGAAAACUUACCAAGUAGUAAGCAAGCCAGUCACCAGAAUGUUUCUACCUAUUCAACUGAAGAAAAACUGCAGAGAUACUCCAGAGGAGUAUAGCUAAGUAACUUUUUAUAGUGAAGUGGAGGUAGAAAUGCUUUAAGGAUUGCCUUCAAAGAAUGAGCCACAGUACUGGUUGCUUAGAAAAUUUCUGACACUUUUGAGCAAGGACUUUUGCCCACUAGAAAGCAACUGAGAGUGAGGUGCGUAAUUCCAGGCACCAACCUAAGCACUGACUUUGUUCUUAAGAGGAAAAGGACUUUGGUCAGUUCCGCGUUGGCCUUUUUUUAAGCCACAGCUACAUGCUGUGGUGUAGUUCAGCCAUCACGUUGGGGUUUUGUUUUUAAAUGAAAGUUAAAUGUGACCUGCGCCCUCACUUUUAAUUCCCAUUAUAUUGGGCUGUCUCACUGACUUUGUCGGAUACCCACUUUGGAUCUGCAGCAGAUGCACUCCUUGAAGCAGCUAUUUGAAGAUGUGUUUUUCUAAGGACAACAGGCUACAACUGUUUAUUGAAACCAUUUGCAUUACAUUUAUAUAUCAGAUGUGAAGUAGAAAGGGUAGUUGGGUCAUGGUCAAAAAUGCUUGCAACAUCUGGUUAGCGCUCAGGAUAGUCGUUCAAAAGUUCUGGACUGAGGGAAGUCUGUUAACAAUGUCAGUGCUCCAUCAGCAAGCUAUUUGGCCUAAUGGAAGUUUUUGAAGAGUCUUUAAAAAAUACCUUUCCCUUGCCAGGAAGAGAGGUAAAAUUCUUCAAGUUGUGGGGUAUUUAUUUCCACUCCAGCCUAGCAGGCAAGGCUAAAAACUGAGACUAUAGAUGUAUGAGACAUGUUGGCACUCAAUAUUAAAGGCUAAAAGUGAAACUGUGCUAAAUAUGUGUAGAGAGAGUGACAUGUUUGAUAUAUGUGGCGGUUCAACAUCUUACAUACAUCAGAGAAUUUAUUUCAGAAAGGAACCUCCUGAAUGUGAUAAAUAUGGCAAAGCCUUUAAUCACAUCUC